ACUUGGCUUGUACCAGUACCAGUACAGUACACGAGUAUUGUGACUCUAACGCUCCCUCGACGUUCUCUGCUCGUCUACCUGAAACCAUUUGUUGAGACACCAAGUGCCCAGCAACGGUGCCACAAGGCACCGAAACCGAUCUCGAGGCGGAAUCAUUGGUGGCAUCAGCAAACCCAUCCCACCUGCGGAGGCGGCAUUGUCGGGCCAAUUUUGUCGCCCGUGACUUCAGCGCUCCAUAUUAUUGCGCAGUGUCUGCUUCGACUGCCCCGCCAUCCGAUUGCAGUCUUUGCGCGGCAGAAUUAGCCUCAAUUGAGCAAUCCCGGUGGUUCAACAGCUUUCUCAGGCUCGCCGGACUCGACUUGUAAAAAUUUAAAAAAACAGCCUUUCAGUUCCUCCCAAACACCUCACCCUCACUCUGUCAUCCUGUUUUCAUCCUUUGUCGUCUAUCAAAUCUGCGAAAAUGGGAUAUUCAGACCUCGAUUGGAAGGCCAUCAACACCAUCCGGCUGCUUGCGGUCGAUGCCACCCUCAAGGCAAACAGCGGCCACCCGGGUGCGCCCAUGGGCCUGGCCCCUGCCGCCCAUGUCCUGUUCAACAAGUUCAUGACCUUCAACCCGAAGAAUCCUAACUAUAUCAACCGCGAUCGUUUCGUUCUCUCGAACGGACACGGUUGCAUGCUGCAAUAUGCCCUCCUCCACCUGUUUGGCUACGGUGUGUCAAUGGACGACCUCAAGAACUUCCGCCAAGUCGACAGUAUCACUCCCGGCCAUCCCGAGGCCCACGAUACCCCCGGAAUCGAGGUGACCACCGGUCCUCUUGGUCAGGGCUUCUCCAACGCUGUGGGUUUAGCUAUUGCCCAAGCCCACACCGCUGCCGUGUUCAACAAGCCCGGAUACGAACUGAUCAACAACCACACCUUCUGCUUUUUUGGCGAUGGCUGUGCCAUGGAAGGUGUUGCCAGCGAAGCCGCCUCAGCGGCCGGUCAUCUCCAACUCGGAAACUUGAUCUGCCUUUACGACGAUAACCACAUUUCCAUCGAUGGUGACACCAAGUGCGCCUUCACUGAGGACGUUGACAAGCGAUUCGAGGCCUACGGCUGGCAUGUGCUGCACGUUCCUGAUGCCGAUCACGACCUUGCAGGCAUUGAAGCCGCCAUCAAGAAAGCAAAGGAAGUCAAGGACAAGCCAUCUAUGAUCAAGCUGACAACCACCAUUGGCUUCGGUUCGAAGCUCCAAGGCACUGGUGGCGUUCACGGCAACCCGCUCAAGGCCGAUGAUGCCAAACAGGUCAAGACCAAGUUUGGAUUCAAUCCAGAAGAAUCAUUCGUCGUCCCCCAAGAGGUCUACGACAUGUACCACAAGCACGCUGCCGAAGGAGCGGCUGCUGAACAAGCCUGGAAUGACUUGUUUAAGAAGUAUGCUGGUGAACACAAGGAUUUGGCAGAUGACUUCAGCCGGCGUCUGUCCAAGAAGCUCCCAGAAGGAUGGGUCAAGAGCCUGCCAGUCUGGAAGCCUACGGAUGCCGCUACUGCUACCCGUAAGACCUCAGAGACCGUCUUGGAGCAUAUUCACAGUGCUGUUCCCGAGCUUCUCUCUGGUUCAGCCGAUUUGACUGGCAGCAACAAUACCCGAUGGAAGAAUGCUGUUGAUUUCCAGCCUCCAUCUCUCGGCAUCGGUGACUGGACUGGCAGAUAUCUUCGAUAUGGUGUACGAGAGCACGGUAUGGCAGCGAUUAUGAACGGUAUCUCUGCCUACGGCACUUUGAUCCCUGCCGGAGGUACAUUCUUGAACUUCGUCUCGUACGCAGCUGGUGCUGUUCGCCUGUCUUCUCUGUCACACCAACGUGUCAUCUACGUUGCCACUCACGACUCCAUCGGUCUUGGUGAAGAUGGCCCUACCCACCAGCCUAUUGAGACUCUUGUUCACUUCCGAGCUCUUCCCAACAUGAUGGUGUGGCGACCAGCCGACGGCAACGAGACUUCGGCCGCCUACUACAUGGCUCUCACCUCCACAGGCACCCCAUCUAUCCUUGCAUUGACACGACAGAACCUACCUCAGCUUGAGAACUCGACGAUAGAGAACGGCAUCAAGGGUGGUUACGUCGCUGUUGAAGCAGAGAACGCUGACGUCACCCUUGUCUCCACUGGCUCUGAAGUGUCCAUCUGCAUUGAAGCCAUCAAGGUGCUCAAGGAUCAGUACAAACUCACUUGCCGUGUCGUCUCCAUGCCUUGUACCGAGGUCUUUGACGCACAGCCAAAGGAGUACCAACUCAAGGUUCUCCCAGACGGUAUCCCUACCAUGUCCGUUGAGGUCAUGUCUACUCUUGGUUGGGAGAAAUACUCACACGAGCAAUUUGGUCUUAACCGUUUCGGUGCAUCCGGACCCUACAAGGAGGUGUAUAAGAAAUUCGACUUCACCCCAGAAGGAAUUGCCAAGCGUGCCUCCGCGACGGUUGAUUUCUACAAGGGCUUGAAGCCUAGAUCGCCAAUCAACCGUGCUUUCCAACAACUCAUUUAGAGGACAUGGUUUCAUGGCAAGUCGUAACUAGUCGUGUCGGGAGUCUAUGCGAUCGAUAAACUCGAGUAGACUGGCAGAAUAGGAGGGCAUGCAUUUGGAGAUGCAUUGUACGAGAUUUACCACAUAUAGAGAUUAAAUCGAAAAAUGACAUGAGGAACGUACAACGAUUGCAAGAUCCGCCUUACUAA
Molecule: messenger RNA, 2703 nt
Organism: Exophiala oligosperma
Lineage: Eukaryota; Fungi; Ascomycota; Eurotiomycetes; Chaetothyriales; Herpotrichiellaceae
Product: transketolase
Exons: 7
Coding region: 461-2515 (684 amino acids)
Biological process (GO): pentose-phosphate shunt
Cellular component (GO): cytosol
Molecular function (GO): transketolase activity
Source: RefSeq, a predicted model, not a curated record